AUAAGAGCAAUCGUAUUUAUAGAGGGUCUUUUAAUGCAUCCCCUCAAUCACUGGCCAUCUCACCCUGCAGCCCUUCAGAAGCCCAUUCAACCACCGAAGAUGUCUACUGAAAGAUUCGACUGCCAUUACUGCAAGGACACUUUACUUGGAAAGAAAUACAUCCUAAAAGAGGACACACAAUAUUGCACAAAAUGCUAUGAGAAUCUGUUUGCAAACUGCUGUGAGGUGUGUUCGCUGCCCAUUGGAUGCAACUGUAAGGACCUCUCCUACAAGGACCGGCACUGGCAUGAAAAUUGCUUCAAGUGCGCUAAAUGCAGCCGAUCAUUGGUGGACAAACCGUUUGCAGCCAAAGAUGAGCUGAUGCUUUGCACCGAGUGUUACUCUCAUGAGUAUUCCUCAAAGUGUAGCACCUGCAAGAAGACCGUCAUGCCAGGAUCACGGAAAAUGGAGUACAAAGGGAACAGCUGGCAUGAGACGUGCUUUCUGUGUCAACGCUGUCAGCAGCCAAUAGGAACCAAGUCUUUCAUCCCUAAAGAUAACAAUUACUUCUGUGUUCCUUGUUUCGAGAAGCAGUUCGCCUACCAGUGCUGUGCUUGUAAAAAGGCCAUAACAACUGGCGGUGUCACGUAUCACGAUAAGCCCUGGCACCGCGAGUGUUUUACUUGCAUUGGAUGCAAGAGACAACUAGCAGGCCAGCGCUUUACCUCCAGAGAAAACUACCCAUACUGCCUGGACUGCUUCAGCAAUCUCUACGCCAAGAAAUGCGUGGGCUGCACCAAGGCGAUUACUAGCUUGGCAGGUGCUAAAUACAUCUCGUUUGAGGAGCGCCAGUGGCACAGCGAGUGUUUCACGUGUAUGCAGUGCUCAGUGUCUCUGGUGGGCCGUGGCUUCCUCACGCAGCGGGAUGACAUACUGUGCACCGACUGUGGCAGAGAGAAGUGAGCUGUCGACCUCAAGGGCCACUACCAAUAUUGCAAGAAAUAUACUGUAGGCGAAAUAUACUGUAGAUUUAGAUUUGGGAUUGUUAUGUUUAAAUUUCAGGCUGUUCCAACACAAAUCGAUUAAGUUAACUUAAUUGUUUUGACAAAUUUAAGUGGAUUCAACAUAAAACAAUUAGAUUGUCUCAAAAAAAAGAAGUAAGAAUUGUGUCGUUUCAAUUUAUUUUUAGGCUAGGAUGCUUAAUGUUUUGUUAAAAAGAUUUAAUGCAAUGGCAAUUGGGGGGUUAUUGUCUUUAAGCAUGGAAUAAACACUGAAAAUUGUUAAAGUCCUUCAUAAGUGUGUUUUAGUCAAUAAACUUGUGUCUGCUUCCU
Danio aesculapii is the source of this 1310-nucleotide messenger RNA. RefSeq names its product four and a half LIM domains 5 (gene fhl5). The coding region runs from base 34 to 942 and encodes 302 amino acids. The transcript is spliced from 6 exons. Gene Ontology annotation, cellular component: nucleus; Z disc. The record is from RefSeq and is a predicted model, not a curated record. Gene Ontology annotation, molecular function: transcription coregulator activity. NCBI's taxonomy places the organism in Eukaryota, Metazoa, Chordata, Actinopteri, Cypriniformes, Danionidae.